UUUCAUUUUCACCAAAUUCCUGUUUCACUUUCACCAAACCAAAUGACGCUUCACCAAACCAAUUCGUGCACAUCUUGUUCCAUAUACCUUCAUGUGAUUCUUUUCCUUUUCAUAAUCCUACUCUGCUUGCAACUGACCACUACAGCCCCUGCUCCAACAAAUGAGACCGAUCGUUUAGCUUUGCUUAAAUUUAAAGAAUCUGUACCUCAUGAUCCAUAUAAAAUUUUGAGUUCGUGGAAUGAUUCUACGAACUUCUGCAAUUGGCUUGGAAUAACAUGCGAUGGUCGACACCAAAGAGUCACGGCCUUGGACCUGCAGUGCUACAACUUACGUGGAUCUCUAUCACCUUACAUAGGCAACCUCAGCUUUCUUAGAUCCAUCAAACUCCAAAACAACAGCUUCUAUGGUGAAAUUCCAUGGGAAGUUGGUAAUUUGUUUCGAUUGCAGGAACUCAGACUUAACAAUAACACAUUGGAGGGGAAAAUACCAUCCAACUUGUCCAAGUGCUCCAAUCUCAGAUUCAUACAUCUUCAUGUGAAUAACUUUACAGGGAAAAUUCCAAUGGAGCUAGGCUCUCUAAUGAAACUUGAAGAACUUCAAAUCCUCAAAAACAAUUUGGCAGGAGGGAUCCCACCUUCUCUAGGAAAUCUUUCUUCGCUCAAAUCUUUCGCUGCAGAGUACAAUAACUUGGUGGGAAGUAUUCCAGAUACCAUAGGCCGAUUAAAAGGCUUAGUAGUUUUCUCAAUUCUCAUGAAUAAAUUGUCAGGUAUGAUCCCUUCCUCUCUUUACAACGUGUCAUCUCUCCAAAUAUUUUCGGUUGCAGACAACCAACUUAAUGGCACACUUCCAACAAACAUAGGCCUUAAUCUUCCUAAUCUCCAAGUUCUUCAAUUUGGUGGGAAUGAGUUCUCUGGGCCAAUCCCUACUUCAUUAUGCAAUGCAACUCACCUUCAAAAAAUUGAUUUAGGUAUGAACAAUUUUCUGGGAUCAGUUCCAACUAAUCUUGGAAAUUUGUUGGAUCUUUUCUGGCUAGGUUUGAAUGGCAAUUACCUAGGAAAGAGCCUCCAUUUCUUAACAUCGCUAACAAAUUGUAGCAAAUUGAUCUCCGUGGAUUUAAGUAAAAACCAAUUUCGAGGUGUUUUACCCAAUUCUAUAGCCAACUUGUCAACCCAACUCACUAAAUUAUAUUUUGGACGCAAUGAAAUAUCUAGAACUAUUCCUGCAUCAUUAGAGAAUCUUGUCAACUUAAUUGGCUUAGGCAUGGAUUAUAAUCACUUCAGUGGCACCAUUCCCCCUAGUUUCGGGAGGUUUCAAAAGAUGCAACUGUUGGUUUUAGGUGGAAACAAAUUGUCUGGAGAAAUACCAACCUUCAUAGGCAACCUUACUCGGUUAUUUCGACUCGAGUUACAAGAAAACAAAUUCGAAGGAACCAUACCUCCAAGUAUUGUACACUGCCCAAAUUUGCAGAUCUUGGACGUUUCACAAAAUAACCUUAAUGGAUCCAUACCCCUAGAGCUUAUUGGUCCUUCUUCCCUUCCGCUAAUUCUCCUCAAUUUAUCUUACAACUCAUUAACUGGCAAACUGCCAUCUAAAGUAGGUAACCAGAAAAAUAUCAACAAACUGGAUGUUUCUAACAAUAAUUUGUCGGGUGAAAUUCCGACAUCUAUCGGAAAUUGUUUGAUGUUGGAACACCUUAACCUGCAAGGGAAUUCCUUUAUAGGAACCAUUCCAUCAGCUAUGGCUUCUUUGAAAGGUCUUCGACAUCUAGAUGUUUCACAAAAUAACCUAUCAGGAUCCAUUCCACACGGUUUUGAGAAGCUUCCUCUUUUAGAAAGUUUGAAUCUUUCGUUUAAUAAUUUUGAGGGUGAGGUACCAACUGAAGGAGUUUUUAAAAACACAAAUGCAAUAUCAUUGAUUGGAAAUGCUAAACUUUGUGGUGGUAUACCCAACUUGAAGUUGCCAAAAUGUCCCGUAAAAGUAAUGAAACCAUGGAAGCCCAUUGGCUUCAGAGUAGCAAUUAUUAUUAUUCCCAUUGUUCUAUUUAUUUGCUUGUUUUCAUCCUUUCUUGAUCUCUACUGGAUAAAAAAAUCAAAAAGGUCACUAUAUAUGGCUUCAAGAAUGGCCCGCAGUAAUUUUUUAUACACAGAAUUCUAUUAUAAUGUUACAUACAAAGAACUCUAUCAGGCAACUAGUGGAUUUUCUUCAAAUAAUUUAAUAGGAUCUGGUAGUUUUGGCUCUGUAUAUAAAGGAGCUCUUGAUGGGAAUGAAACUCUAGUUGCUAUAAAGGUCCUUAACCUUCAACAGAGGGGAGCUUCCAAAAGUUUCAUGGCCGAAUGCAACGCAUUACGAAAUAUUCGGCAUCGGAAUCUUGUUAAAAUAAUAACAUGUUGCUCUCACAUGGAUCAUCGUGGAAAUGAAUUCAAAGCUCUAGUCUUUGAAUUCAUGACAAAUGGGAGCUUAGAUGUUUGGUUGCAUCCAGGGCUAGACAAUGAAAAUCAAUCAAGGAAUUUGAGCCUUCUUCAAAGACUAAAUGUUGCAAUUGAUGUGGCUACUGCAAUAAAUUAUCUUCACAACCAUUCUGUGCCAGCAAUUAUUCACUGUGAUUUAAAGCCAAGUAAUAUUCUUCUUGACAAUGACAUGGUUGCUCAUAUAAGUGAUUUUGGCUUAGCAAGGUUCCGCUCAACUAUUGAAGAUUCUUGUUUAAAGGAAACUAUUACAACUGGGCUAGAGGGAUCUAUUGGCUAUGUUGCUCCUGAGUAUGGCAUGGGCUGUGACACUUCAACAAAGGGAGACGUGUAUAGCUAUGGAAUAAUUAUAUUGGAGAUGUUCUUAGGGAAGCGACCCACUGACAAAAUGUUUAAAGAUGGUCUCAAUCUCCACAAUUAUGCUAAGAUGGCAAUGGCACAGCCAGAAAGACUUGUUCAAAUUGUAGAUCCAAUCCUUAGAAGAGAAGUUGAAGAAAUGCCAACAACAACAGUAAAUAGAGAAGAUAAUAAUGAAAAUGAAAUUGAAGCAAAUGAAGAAAUUCAUGGUAUUGUCAACCUGUGCCAAAUGGAUGCUAUUGUGCAUAAGUGCUUAGUCCCAAUACUUCAAAUUGGACUAGUUUGUUCAAUGCAGUCGCCAAAAGAAAGAAUGAAUAUGGAGGAAGUUACCAGGAAAUUACAUUUGAUAAAAAAUGCUUAUCUUAGUUCCAGGAUUUGCAGAGGUGCGCCUUUAACUAGUGGAAUCCAAGUUGAGGGAAAAUGGAAUGAAAUCAUGCUACAACAAUUUUUUGAAGAAAACUCAAUCCGGGCUAUAAAGCAAAUUCCCAUCCCUAGAAGAGCAACUCCAGAUACGUUGGUGUGGUUGGGAGAAACGUCAGGAAAUUUUUCAGUGAAAUCUUCCUACUUAACAGAGCACGGUGAUAGAUUUGAUCAGAAGUAUAACCAAGUUCGGAAGAAGUUAUGGGAAAGUAAAUUGCAUGAAAGACUAAAAAUGUUUCUGUGGAGGCUUGCAAAUGGAGAACUACCCCUCAAAACCCGAUUGGCAAAUAGCAUAGGGUGUGAGGAUCUGUCUUGCGUGCUGUGUGGGGAAGCAGAGGAAUCAGAGCUACAUGUGUUCCGUGAUUGUAUAGCAAUUAGAAUGUUGUGGUUUGCCUCUGAGAUUGGUUUGAGAUGGGAUCAUUUUGAGGCUAAUUCUGCUGUGGAGUUGGUACACAUGAUUUUAAACCCUCCUGAGGAGUUAAUAACUGAAGGUUUAAAUCAAAAUAAGUUCACUUUAAUGGCAGCUGUGAUUUGCUACGAAACAUGGAGGAUGCGAAAGCUGAUGCUUUCUAAACAUGUAGAGUUUGACCCAAUGGAAUUCCCUUGGAGAAUUAAGUCUGCUAUGGAAAGCUUUUCUCCAAGAAAGGAAAAUGAUGGGCAAUGUAAAGAAAGAGAGAAGGAAGAAGGGUGGUGUUGAUUCUUCUUGGAGUGAAGGGAAAGCAAGUGUUGCUGGUUUGGCAAGAAACUGUAGAGGUGAAGUUUUGAAGGCAUGGGCUGAACAGGUGGAUGCUGAUUCUGUGGCAAUAGCUGAAUGCUUGGCUAUUGGACUAGCAAUUCAAGCUGCAAUUGAAGAAGGCUAUGAGCAAGUAAAGAUAGAAGGGGAUGCAAAGAUUGUUUUAGAUACCAUCUGCAACAUUGGUCAAUCGAUAUGCUGGGAGCUUCAUCAGUAUGUUGAAAUGAUUAGAAGUGUAGUUAAGGAGAGUGAGACUCCUAAAUUUUGUUUUAACUGGGUUCCUAGGAUUUUGAACAAAAGUGCUGAUGCAUUGGUUAAAUGGGCCUCACGUUCAUUUUUUUCUGGUAGUUUAGUUGCUGAGACUCUCCCAAUUUCUGUUUCUGAUGUUGUUGCUCUUGAGAGGGUCUCUUCUUGUUGUACUGUGUAAUUCUGUUUUGUUGGUUUUAAUGAAUUUUAUUUCAGCAAAAAAAAACCUUCAUAUCUCUCUCUCUCUCUCUCUCUCUCUCUCUCUCUCUCUC
Molecule: messenger RNA, 4493 nt
Organism: Quercus robur (English oak)
Lineage: Eukaryota; Viridiplantae; Streptophyta; Magnoliopsida; Fagales; Fagaceae
Product: putative receptor-like protein kinase At3g47110
Exons: 3
Coding region: 43-3939 (1298 amino acids)
Biological process (GO): protein phosphorylation
Molecular function (GO): protein kinase activity; protein binding; ATP binding
Source: RefSeq, a predicted model, not a curated record